CAUUUCGUCGGACGGUUGUAUGUUCCCUGGAAACUAUAAAAUGUGGAUAAGAAGAAGACAGGCAGACUUGUUAUUCUUUCCCUGGUUUAUCUCCAUCUUGGAUUGCACUUAGAGAGAGUGUGGGAGAGAGGGAGAGAAUGGAAGUGGGUAUGUCUCUAAAUGCUCUGGUACGACUUCCUCUAUCGAAAUCUAGGAGUGCCCACGAAAGCAGCUUCUUCAGAACUUCAACCCUCUCACGUCCGAGCAGCUGCAGCAGAAGGCAGCAGAAGAAACAUUUGGUGGUGGAAGCAAAGGGAAAGAAAGGGGUGCAAUCUCGACAGUUCCAAAGGACGCCGCCUCCAGGUUUGCCCAAAAUCGAAGAUGAUGGCAACCCAAGAUUCGUCAUCUUCAUCCGAACCGACAGUGUUUAUCUUUGGUACCCACUUAGUCUUAUAACAGGUGGUACAACUGCGAAGAUAAUGGUUGCAGCAAAAGAUAAUUUGCUUGGAAAAUAUAUCUACAAAGAUACAAUUGCCAGAAAUCUUGCGGCUGUGAUCUAUAAAGAUGAGAAGGAGAUACAAAAGACAGCAUUUAGGCAAUAUCGUGUGUUACGAUCAGCUACUGCAUUUAGAUAUGGCUACAAACUUGUUGAAAAUAAUGAUGUAAGAGCUGCACUUUCUAGUACAAAUGUUAUCGAGCUUCCAACACAAGAGGAGCUGAAAACUGUAGUCGAUAAAGUGAUGGACUUCUUUGGUGGUGCCAAAGAAUCAUUUGGGAAGCUUACUGCUUUAGGUUCAAUCACAAAUGAGGAAUCAGGAGAAAAAUCUGAGGUGAAGGGCUGACAUGGCAGGUGAUUGCUGUUCGUUUGAUCUUGGAAAGCUUCAUUUCUUUGUUUUAGCAUGGCGAGUAUGCUUUCAGAAUGAGAUUUUGUAUACAGAACACCACAAUUGUAAGCUUUUGUUUAUAGUUUUCUAUUUAUCAAAUGAAAUGGUUGGAAUUUCUAUGCCGUUUUACAUGUAAAGGUUUUGAGUAUCUUUGAACUGUGAAUAACAUGGGGAUUGAGAGUGA
Molecule: messenger RNA, 1047 nt
Organism: Magnolia sinica
Lineage: Eukaryota; Viridiplantae; Streptophyta; Magnoliopsida; Magnoliales; Magnoliaceae
Product: protein HHL1, chloroplastic
Exons: 6
Coding region: 138-821 (227 amino acids)
Source: RefSeq, a predicted model, not a curated record